AGGCCUUCACUUGUCCUGGCCCGGGGGCGCUUGGAGUGUGGGGGGGCCCUGGGGGGCCCUCAGGCCAGGGUGGAAGCCUGCUCACCGAGGGCUCAAAGCCAGGGUCUGGGCUCCUGGUGAACGUGGGAAAGGGCGACGGUGUCAGCAGGGCCCGCAGGCCCCGCCGUCCCACAGCUCUGCCCUGCCCUGCUGCCCCCCAGCCUGGACACCCUGCACACACACCUGGUGUGCUUUCCUCCCUUUGCCCAGGCUGGGAGUUCUACCACCAAACUUCCCUACCCACUGCCAUGGUCCCCAAUCACUGCUGCCUGGACCCCUUGAGGGGCUGCCCACUUCCUGCCCUGGGCUCCCACGUGGGCCUGACUGCCCCUUCUCCCUGCAGGUGCUGCCGGAUGCCCAGCCCCUAGCCCUCUGCCUCCCCCUCCCGCAGACACUGAGGGUCCCAGCAGGCCAUGCAGCUGUGCCAAGGUGCCUCCAGCAUGGCGGCGGCCGAAGUACCCGGCUACCUUGUAUCUCCUCAGACGGAGAAGCACCGGCGGGCACGCAACUGGACGGACGCUGAGAUGCGCGGCCUCAUGCUCGUCUGGGAGGAGUUCUUCGACGAGCUGAAGCAGACCAAGCGCAACGCCAAGGUGUAUGAGAAGAUGGCCAGCAAGCUGCUGGAGAUGACUGGCGAGCGCCGGCUGGGCGAGGAGAUCAAAAUCAAGAUCACCAACAUGACCUUCCAGUACAGGAAAUUAAAAUGCAUGACAGAUAGCGAGUCCGUCCCGCCCGACUGGCCCUAUUACCUAGCCAUUGAUAGGAUUCUGGCCAAGGUCCCUGAGUCCUGCGAUGGCAGACUGCCGGACGGCCAACAGCCGGGGCCCUCCACGUCCCAGACCGAGGCGUCCCUGUCGCCGUCUGCUAAAUCCACCCCUCUGUACUUACCGUAUAACCAGUGCUCCUACGACGGCCGCUUCCAGGACGAUCGCUCCGACAGCUCCUCCAGCUUACUGUCCCUUAAGUUCAGGUCGGAAGAACGGCCUGUGAAGAAGCGCAAGGUGCAGAGCGGCCACUUCCAGAAGAAGAAGCUGCGGCUGCUGGAGGCCAUGUUGGACGAGCAGCGGCGGCUGAGCCGGGCCAUGGAGGAGACGUGCCGCGAGGUGCGCCGUGUGCUGGACCAGCAGAACAUACUGCAGGUGCAGGGGCUGCAGCUGCAGGAACGCAUGAUGAGCCUGCUGGAGAAGAUGAUCGCCAAGUCCAGCGCCUAGCUGCCGCUCCAGGCCGGGACCCCGCAGGCUCUGGGGACCUCGCGGCCCCGUGUCCAGCAGUAAAGCCCCUCGGACACAGCCAGGGACUCCAGGGUAACUCUGGGUGAAUCCCCAGUGAGGACGUGCCAUUAUAGAGUCCACUUUCCACCGUAGUCACCGUCCAUGGUACUUGAAAUGGCUUCUGAUAGUAAAUGCGUGAUUUCUCCUUCCCACCUGGAAGCAGAGCUCACUUCCCAGGCCCGGGGGAUGCACCAGGUGGGUUGGUCUGUUCUGGAAACAAAAGCAAAUGCAAACAGGUCAGCCUGGCUCACAGCUCCAUGAAGGAGGGGGCCCGGUCUUCCUCAGCAGGGUCCGCGUCUGCCCUAAAGUAACCUCCGACACCCAGCAAACCCCGCCCACCCUCGGCCUUCCAGCGCCUUUUUAUUCCUGUCCCUGGAACGCCAGGGGUUGCCACUGCCUCCUCAGUGAGAACUCUAAUAAAGGUAAUGACGCCUGCUCAUGUGCACCGGGGGGCCGUUCAGUCUCCUGGCCCCAGAGUCUGGUGGUGAGACAAGGCCUGUCCUUACGGAGCUUACGCCCCAAUGGGGAGACAAACACAUGACUAGAGAAGUAAACCCAUAGUGUGUUGAGAUAGUGCUGGAAAGGAAGAGCCGGCUGGAGGCCGAGGAGGGGCCGGCACAGAGCUGGUGCGCCAGGCUGGAGAGUUGCUCCCCACGCCCGGGCCACGGCUGCUGGGAUCUGGACAGGAGCUGGGGUGGGGCGGUCAGGGCUGCAGGAUAACUUCACCUCCCUGCCCCUGCUCCUUGGCUGGUGGAAAACCUUUCCAGAGGCUCCUCCGAGGGAUUCCUCCUGAGGUUUGUUGGCUUCUUUGGCUUUGGCCACUGGCUGUAAUGGAGGCUGGGCACAGUAACAGACGAUUCUCCCCUGGAACUUGCACAUUGCUGCACACAGAGCAGGUUCUGAGGUUACACGAUGCGUGGGUUAGUGGCAGGUGAAAUGGACUGACUUAUGGUCCAGGGAAGCCCCCUUGUGGCUACAGAUGGGCCAACUGCUGGGGGUGAUGGUGGUGGAGGGGGCCUGCCAGGAAAUUUCAUCACACGUCGUCCUGGUGGGACAACUGCAAGCUCAUCUGACACUUCAGUGGCUCAGAGGUUAGCCAUGCAGUGGUCGCCCAGUGGUACAGAGGCCAGAGGCAAAGCU
This is a messenger RNA of Rhinolophus ferrumequinum (greater horseshoe bat), 2450 nucleotides long. It is a transcript of the gene MSANTD1, whose product is annotated as Myb/SANT DNA binding domain containing 1. The transcript is spliced from 4 exons. Gene Ontology annotation, biological process: positive regulation of DNA-templated transcription. The record is from RefSeq and is a predicted model, not a curated record. The coding region runs from base 453 to 1250 and encodes 265 amino acids. NCBI's taxonomy places the organism in Eukaryota, Metazoa, Chordata, Mammalia, Chiroptera, Rhinolophidae. Gene Ontology annotation, cellular component: nuclear body.